CCUGGACCUCGUCGUGUUGUGUUGCAAUAUGGGCCAGUUCCUUGUCUCUCCCUCUCUUCCCAUCCUUGCCAAGUUCGCCGUCCACCACCGCCUGGAUUGAUUAUAUCUCUCAGACGUCUCUUCACGACGUCGUCCGCUCUCUUUCCUCAGCCGUACCAGCCUACGCCCGCGUUCACUCCUUUACGCGUCCCUCGCACUCGUUUUCGUCGCUCUCUCGCCUCGUUCAGUCGUUACAGAGACUCGAUCUGAGAUCGUCCCAAUCGCACUCCUUUACAAGCACACUCUCAGAAGUCGAACUUCUCUCAAAGACAGCUAUCUCAAAGCCACAAGAGUUCAUCUCUCUGCACAUAGCAAAAACACCACAAACAGUCAAGAUGCACUUCUCAAUGAAAACCAUGGUGCUGGCCACCCUCGCAGCUGGCCAGGCAUACGCUGCCAGCAUUGGGCACCAGCACUCUUCCGCCCACAGCCAUGCCCGCAAGCAUAACCACGUCGAACAAAAGCGUGCCACCGCCCUCAGCGAUGCCGACGCCAGCAGACUCAGCAGCCUCGGUGUCGCGAACUUGGGCAUGAACUCGGCCGUUGCCAACGGACUUGCCUGGUUGUCCGGCGGCGAGAGCGACAGCAACCCAUGGAAGGCCAACUUCAUCAACAACGCUGGUGAAGACAUCGUCCUUGUCUGCUGGGGUGUCGCCGGCUCUUGGAUCAACGCAGUUCAGCCCACCAUCACCGCUUCGAUCGCCGCCGGCUCCUCGAUGAUGGUCAACUUCGCUGACGGCGCCUCGGGCGCUUGCUCCGCCAUCUACCCGGACACUCAACUCAUCAACGGCCAGGCCAGCAACACCUGGAUGGAGUUCACCUUUGGCGAGUGGGGUGUGGUCGAUGUGUCGCGCGAGGUCAACAUGAACGGACACAGCCUCAGCAUCGUCGGCCCGUCUUGCACCUCGAACAUGGACACAUGCGUCUUUGUCUGCCCGAGCGGAGAUGUCUGCACGACCGGCUACGUCCUCCAGAACUGUGCCAACGGAUCCCAGCCCGGUGCCAACUAUGGUACCUUUGCUGGAGCACCAUCCGGUGGAUGUGGUGGCAUGGGUCAAUCCGCUACCCUCCAAGUCACCUGGUCAUGAAAGAAAAAAAAAUCACAUGGCUAGAAACAAUUCGAUGGAGGGGAGGUUGGUAACAUGGUAAAUGUCCCUGGGUAUUUGUGAAUGGUUCCGGAUUGAGGUGUGUUUGUGUGUUGUGUGCAGGGAUGAUACCUCCAACGUCAACGGCAACAACAACGACAACAACAUCAAGACAUCAGGCAAUCGCCAUUCUCGGCUUUCUUGGACAAAAUCUAUGCUCGGUCCGCAUUUGCUUACCGACCUCUCUUCUAUCUCGUUGCCAUUUGGCAAAAUUUCUUACAAUCUCAUUUGUCCCCCAACGUUUGAGGAUGUGUUGGACAUGGGUUUCUUUAUAUCUUUGUGCUUUUACUUGUAUAGAGGUUAGAUCUAUGUCUAGGUGUUUUUUUGAAUACUAUACCAUUGAAAAAUCCCA
Molecule: messenger RNA, 1536 nt
Organism: Exophiala oligosperma
Lineage: Eukaryota; Fungi; Ascomycota; Eurotiomycetes; Chaetothyriales; Herpotrichiellaceae
Exons: 2
Coding region: 375-1127 (250 amino acids)
Source: RefSeq, a predicted model, not a curated record